Molecule: messenger RNA, 369 nt
Organism: Neofelis nebulosa (Clouded leopard)
Lineage: Eukaryota; Metazoa; Chordata; Mammalia; Carnivora; Felidae
Gene: SMIM2
Product: small integral membrane protein 2
Source: RefSeq, a predicted model, not a curated record
AUGGCUAGGAAAGACGUGAUAUUAGAAACAUCAUCUGGCUGUCUGGCACCACCAGAGAACUGCAUUUUUGACCCAACAAGAGCUCGUGGGUGGAUGGGGGCAGGAAGGAGGUUGGGGAAAGGACUGAUGCCAGCCUGGCUGCCUCAUGGGGAGCUAGACACACAUGGCCAUGCCAUUAGCCUCCUGUUCGGCUUCUAGACGGGUUUCAUCUGGGAGACCUACAUAGUCCUUGCUUGGAACAACACAGUAUAAAGCUGCCCUGGUGCUAACUCAUCUUCUGAAUAACCACACACUAAAAUACAGCAGAACAGAAGACAGGGCCACAAAGAAGAGGACCACAGUCAGGUGCCAGAAGCAGGUGACAUCUAG